Klebsormidium nitens is the source of this 1593-nucleotide messenger RNA. The record is from the annotation of a GenBank genome assembly. NCBI's taxonomy places the organism in Eukaryota, Viridiplantae, Streptophyta, Klebsormidiophyceae, Klebsormidiales, Klebsormidiaceae.
AUGGGAGAGGUGCCAGUGACAGAGGUCCAGCACAAGGCGCCACGUGGCAAGCUGCAAUGGCGCCACCUGUCAGUGGACGCCAAGGAGGCCUUGCUGCGAGGGGGGCGGGUCAGCAACCUGCAGCUGGCCAUCUUAAUGAUGAUUCUUCUCUGCGGAGUGGACAUCCUUAUGCGGGGAACGCUCCAAUGUUCGAGGGGACCAGACGUUUCACAACGUUCUGGGGGCUUGGCCCUUGCUGGGUUUGCUGGGGGGGGAGCGCUCGGGUCGUCGCGGGUGCGGUCAACCCACAUGGCGUGCCCGCUGCAUUGCGUAACUAGGGAUGGGGAGGGGAGGAAUGCGGUGCCCAUUCAGCUGCCAUGCCAGCCUGUUGCGUGCACAGAACUAGAUAUGGGUGGGAAACUAGACGGGAGAAAACUAGAGGGAAAAAAGGUAGAGACGGGAAGUGUAUUGGGGGCAAGAGAAGAAGCAGGGGUCGGGGUCAGAAGAAAUGCAGAAGCAGGAGGAAUUGGAGGAGCAGGACAAGAACUAGAGCGGGCGGAAAGUAAGGGGGGCAGCUUGUUAGCAUCAGGCAAAUUGCCAGAAAGAAUGCUUCCCAGGAGAAUAGAGGAGCCAAGUCUGUCAGACACUCCGAUCUUCUUCCUGGCGACGGAUCCAGACCCGUACUCGAUCGUGUGCAUGAAACUGGCCCGCAUCUACAGCCCGAAGGCGCCGUUGUAUGUAAUUACAACGAGGUACGCAGUCGCGCACGCACGGUUCCAUGAAUUGCUGCACCUGCCAAACGUGCGGUUCAAGAUGCUGGAACACUACGUCGAGGACGGCUCCGACUCAAGCGAAUUCUACAAGGACUACAUCCACCAGAGCGUGACGCAGAUCAAGUUUGAGCGGCUGUGCUUCUUUCGCUAUUUCGUCAUCCGGGAAAUCUGCCGCGAGGAGGCCAUCCAGCGCUUCCUCUACAUGGACGGUGACGUGGCGCUCUUCUCUGACGUCAGCAAGUUCGCCGCGCAUGACGUGGACCUGCUCGCGCUGACCACGCACUCGGGCUUCUUCUCGCUCUGGCGGCUGUCGCCGUUUGAAAGAUUCUGCGAAUACAUGGCGGGCUUUUACAAGCGGGAUCGGGAGCUCGUAUACGAGGACAUCAACCGGAACGGCAUGAAGAUGAACGAGACGUUCGUGCAGUUCAGCGACAUGUUCAUGAUGUUCUCCUGGUGGCAGCAGCACCAGGCCGACUUCUCCUGGAAGUUCCUCGUGCACGACUCCAAAAAGUUCCAGGACGGCUUCUUCGAGUAUUGGCCCAUGAUGAACCUGCAGAACAUCAUCGGGUGGGACUGCCUCGAAGAGGACUACCGGCAGAAGAUGGAGUGGCGGGAAGACGAGCAGGGCAAGCCGAUGCCGCAUUUCAACGGCACCACGUUUCCGGGCCUCCAUUUCCAGGGCUUUUACUGUAAGAAUCUGUCGCGUUUCAUAUUGGAUCCCAUCAUAGACAAGUGGCUACCGGUCAGAACGCACUCCUCGGAUCCGGGCCUGAAGAUUGCGUCACCCCUCCAGAGAUACGACCUUAACCCCGGGUUACCGCCCAGUAACGGGCGACGGUAA